Bombina bombina (fire-bellied toad) is the source of this 11287-nucleotide messenger RNA. RefSeq names its product Myb/SANT DNA binding domain containing 2 (gene MSANTD2). Lineage: Eukaryota; Metazoa; Chordata; Amphibia; Anura; Bombinatoridae. The transcript is spliced from 5 exons. The record is from RefSeq and is a predicted model, not a curated record. Bases 9 to 1643 code for a protein of 544 amino acids.
GAGGGAACAUGGCGGCGCCCUGUAAUUUGGAGCUUCCGUCCGAGGCUUCGUCUUGUGUAAAAAUACCGAAGGCUGAAGUUUUAUCACCGGGUUCCCCAGUGCUUAGUGACGGAAACCGAUCUCUUUCUAAUCCUUCUACCCCCAGCCGAUCAUCCCCUCUGAACACCGGGACACCUGGUGGUGCCAACACAGGCCUCAGCGGCGCUUCUCCUUCAGUUUCUUUCUCCACUGCAUGCAGGGGGAUGUCCUGGACACCGGCCGAGACAAACGCGCUAAUAGCUGUGUGGGGCAAUGAGCGGCUUGUGGAAGCCCGGUACCAGCAGCUUGAGGGAGCUGGUACCAUCUUUGGAAGCAAAGCUCCCGGGCCUGCUAUGUAUGACCGGGUAUCUAGGGCGCUGGCAGAACUGGGCUAUGAGAGGACCCCGUCCCAGUGUCGAGAGAGGAUGAAGACUCUUCGCAGGUGUUACAGUAGAGUGAAAGAACGGGGUGUCGGCAAAAGGAAGAGCAGCUAUACAUUUGAACAACUGGAGCGUGUGUUUGGGCAGGGAGGAUGGGAUUCUCAGUCAUGCCAACCAGUGCUAAUCAACAGUAGUGGAUUGUAUCAAGAAAUGGAAUCGGAUGGAAGUACCAUGGAAGAGUUUUCUCAAGAUGACUGGGGAAAUCAUAGUCAAGAUAUUCAAGCAUUUCCUGGAGAAGAUCUGACUCCUUGGAUGGUUCAGAAACCUUCAUUACCUUGUCCUCCUAAUGACGAUGAAAUCAGUAUUCCAAAGAAGCCACAGAAGAACAGUGUCCCUUCAGAAGAAGUACAGAAGAGAGACAGUUUGCAAACAAUUAUGCAUAUUUUGGAAUCAGUCCAGCUAAAAUGGGAGCUGUUUCAAAGCUGGACAGACUUUUCAAGACUACAUCUGUCUAACAAACUGGCAAUAUUUGGCAUUGGUUACAACACUCGGUGGAAAGAAGAUAUUCGGUACCAUUAUGCAGAAAUAAGUUCACAGGUUCCCCUUGGAAAGAGACUUAGAGAGUACUUCAAUCCUGAGAAACCAGAGGGGAGAAUAGUUAUGACACGAGUACAAAAAAUGAACUGGAAAAAUGUUUAUUAUAAGUUUUUGGAAAUAACAAUUAGUGAAGCGAGAUGCCUUGAGCUACACAUGGAGAUUGACUGGAUACCUAUUGCUCACUCCAAGCCAAUUGGAGGAGAUAUUGUCCAAUACCUGUUACCUGGUGGCAUUCCAAAAUGCCCUGGUCUUUAUGCCAUUGGUUUUGAAGAUAUGCGUAAUAAGCCUGUUGCAGACCAUGGAGUUGUUGAUUUAGUUAAUGAUGGCAAUUGUGAAAGUCCUACAGGGCUGGCCUCAAAUUCUGAUCCAGUAACCACCAGAAUUAACUACUGUUACCUUGGAAUUGCAGAGAGCAUAACCCUUCAGCAGUGCUUGUUCUUUCAUUUUCAGUCCACUAUCAAGAACCAAAGCAAAGAGUGGGCAAGUAUCAAUGGAUUUUUAGCUCAAAACUGUAAAGUAGAACCUGGAGUGUCACCUAAAACUAUCUACAUCAAAUUUGUUGAGGUGGAAAGAGAUUUCCUUUCUGCUGGAUCACUUGUUGAGUGCCUGGAAAAAGCCAUUGGGUACCCUUUAAAGUUCAACAAAUAAAUCUUAUCCUUUAUAAGGAUUUGGGGCUCUACAGAGAAAAAAAAAUACCAGGGUUUACUCUUGAACUAUGGAUGGAUUGUUUGAAAUGGAGUGACUCAUAUUUGGAUAAAUGUCCAAAAUGUUUUGAGCUUCCACUUUGUUUAAAGAUAUUGUCUUGAGCAAAUGGGGCUUAAUGUGUAUGGGUGGUCAUUUUUGUGUUUUUUUAUAAAGAGAAUUUUAUUGUAGAGCCCUGAUAUAAAUUGCUGUAAGUACAUUCCACAUUGGACAUAGCUUCUUACUUUCAUUUUUCAAAGGAAAUACUGUAUUUUUUUCACAAUAUUUCAUUUUUACAUAUCUGUGUGUUUAAACAUACCUAGGGAAAAAAUGAUGACAUUCAAUAAUGAAUGAAAAUGAAGAUGAUGUCCCCUAACCCAAGUAGCUAAUAUUGUAUAUAAUUUAGAUAAUCACUUUUAUUACCCAUUAAGUGUUUUUACUAUUUCAACCAGUAUUGCCUGCAAAGAAUUUUGUUUCUGUGAUGUACUGUAUCCGCACUCCUAGCUGUGUUGCCAUAUCUUUUUUUUUUUUUUUUUUUUAAAUCAUUAAAGUAAGUAUUGGCCUAUUUGUGUUUUUGUUAGUUGACAUUUUUGUCAUUUUUUAAAAAGGUAAGUAACAUUGAAUACUUACAGUGUAAAGGUCAUACCAAUUUGAUACAACUUAAAUAAAUUGUUUGAAAUAAACUGUUCUUUAUAUGUUUACAAAAAUCCAAAUAUUUCCUUUUUAAACAUGCUUUUUUAUAAACUUGAAUUUUAAAUUAUGAAAUGCCAUAAACCAUUCAGUUUUUAUAAGCUAAAACAUAAUCUUUCAUAUGAUGGUGAGAGUCCACAAGAUCAUCGCAUGUGGGUGUAUAUUCCAGUCCACUAAGAGGAGGCAAAAAAAGAAGACAUCCCAGUGCUUUUAAUUCCUCACACUUUCCUAGCAUCCCUCAGAUUUUUGCCUCCAAGAUUAUGUGAAUUCUGAAGUGUUGAGCUACACAUUCUUCACAGGGGUUCUCUAACUGAUCUGAGGCCCAAUGUCUAUUUGGAGUGCCUACAAAGGCAGAGAAGAAGACAGGAUUUUCAGCCAGACAGUGAAAAUCUUCUUCCAGUGUAGAGAUGUCACAGGCCUCUCAGGUGAAAUUCAGAUUUAUCUGCCAAUCCCUUGGUCUAAAGUGGCUACAGCGUGGGAGAUCCUUGGCACUGUGCUUGCACUUCUUCCGAUGGGAAGUAGUUUAUCUGUACCGUAGACAAAGGUACUAACUGGUAAGUACAGUGCAUUUUUGUAGCCCACUGGCUAUUGGUGUGAACAUUUACGUAUUAUCUACAUAGCCUGGGGACAUAUACAGUAUACACACAGAGCACAACUUUUACAGCAGUUUUGGGCACUUUUAUUGUUUAAAAAAUUGAGGCUACUGUCUUUUUAAAUUUAGCGUGACCAGGUUUAGUGCCCUCUGUUGCUCUUUCUGCAGUUUUUGGACAUUAGGAAUCCUUUUUUAGUGCCCACCAAUAGCACUGGUGCACAAAGGGUUAACUUAAAAACACACUUUCCUGCUUCGUCUCUUCCGAGGUAGCCAUCUUAGCUGUGUCGAGAAAAGCUUUCUGUGGAGGUGGUGAGACCUUUUGCAUAUAUCAGAGUUUAUUGUUUAAUUCUUUACUUGCUGUGGUUAAUUUUUGUUUGCCAUUACUCCUAAUAGAUAUAUUAUAGGGCAUGUGUAGUUCACGGAGGUAUAGUUGGUGACUUUAUUGUUCUCCUCAGGGGCUAACAUCGGUUCUGUGUGCCCUUAUAUUCUGUCCCACGCUAUCUAGACAGCCACUUUAAUUUUUUUGGAGUAACUGGUACAGCUCAGGUCUCUGUACCAUCAGCUGAUCCUUUUGGAGGGGCAUUCUACUGAUCAUUUAACCCCUUCUAACCCUUCUUUACUUUGUAAGAAUAUUCCGGUGUUUGUCAGUGCUCAGUUAUACACCUUCUAUUUUGUCUAUGGCUCCCAUUUAUAAAAUGCUGAAUGGAUAAGGUUAUUAUUGCAACAGAAAAUGCUUGUGCAGCGGCACCCCCAGGCCCUGAAACUGCAUACAUGUUUUUUUGUUUUUUUUUUGUCUAAUCAUAUACAGAGAUUUGCAGUGCUGUCCUUCAGUCAGCGUUUUCAGGCGUCUUUUAAGACUAUACCCCAAGAUUUUCUACUGUACUCUCUCCUAAAUUUAAAUCCACUCAUCUAUUACUGAGUUUAUGGCUGUUAUGCUCCAGCAAUUAAAUAGAAAUGCAUGCAGAAGGUGAUCCUUCCCAGGCCUUUACCUCAUCUGGGACAUACCUUAGAAUCAACCCUUCUCAAUUCCCAACAGAAAAAUAAGGUACAUUUGAGGAUGGAUAUUUAUAUACCCAGGACCCUCUUCUGUGACAGGGGGGUGCAUCCUUUAAUUUCAGACUUGAGCAUAUUCAUGUGCUAUUACAGGAAGCUUUAAUUGCUUUAAAAUCCUGUCGGGUGUAAGACUAGAUGCAAUUUUUGCCAGUUACUGGAGACAAAGGAGCAUUGAUACCACAAGAUAAAAAAAAAUCUUAAGGGGAAACAUAGACCCUCAGGAUGUUUUCGUUCCUUUCAGCAGUCCAAAAACCUUCCUCUUCCCUCAUUCCAGACCAGUUUCUGGUAGGGGCAGAUCGAAUCUGUCAGCAGACUUGGAAGACUAUUUAGGAUCCUUGAAAAUGUUGUCUCAGGGCUAAGUUAUCGAUUUAAAGCCUCCUCUGGGAAGAUUCCUUCUGUCUCUAUUUCCUAAAGGCCUAGGCCUUUCUGGCUUGAGUGAGUUAAAGAUCUGGAAUCUAUAGGAAUAAUUGUUACAGCCUUAGAGCGAAACCAGAGAUUUCCUUCCUAAGAUAGGGAUAGUCCAUGGCUUCAUUCCUCACUGUUGGGAAAUACAAUACCUGGCCACCAGGAGGCGGCAAAGACACCCCUCUCAAAGGCUUAAAUAUCCCUCCCACUUCCUCAUUACCCCAGUCAUUCUUUGCCUUUGUCACGUUAGGUGGUGGCAGAGAAGUGUCAGAAGAUUUGGAGAGUCCUGAAAAAGGGUAUCUGCCCUUCGAGAUAGGACUGGAGUUUUAAGUAGUCAUGCCAACUUCUCAGUGAGAGUAUUGAUGAAAGUUUGAGUCUGGAGAUGCAGGGAAAGUUUUUCUGCGAAACCAUACAAACUACUGCCAAAAGCUCUUAAGCAAUCAGUGUUGAUGAGUUUCACUGCCUGCUUUCUCUCACUCAAGUCCAUAUCAGGAGCACUGCUAUAAGACUGUCACACUUGAGAGGCUGUGUUCUGUUCCACAGCAUGGAUCCUGGAGGUAAGAUCUUUUUCAAUUUUUACACAUAAAACGCUAUAACAGGGUCACAGUGUGGCUCCUUUAUACCUUGAUAGAAUCCACGGUUAAUAUCCUCUGAAGGGGGUUUAUUUAACAGUUGGGGUUAAUUAAUCAGUGUAUUCAUUAUUUACAUGCUGCUUUGUGUGAUUUUUUUUUUUUUUUUUCCUGGGCUGAUAGACUGUGUUUUUGGCUGGAACAAACAGGUUUCACUUUUAAGUUUCACUUUCGUUUUUUUGAAAAUGUUGCACAGCUCCUAUUACUUGCUGUACUUGUAAUAACAGGGGAAGUACUGUCUUGAACUACAUCUGACCGGGUGUGGUCUGUUCAUUUCCUCCAUUCCGGCUAAGACUUGAACCUGAGGAGAGCGUUUCCUCUGUUAACUGUCUGGGUCUAGGAGGUGGUUAGUGCCCCAGCCAUUGGGAGUAUAAAGGUGCAGUUUUCUAUAAUAAAAAAAACAUUUUUAUUUGUGUCCUCCUGUGGGUAUAGCCUUAGCUAUGGAGGGCUCUGACAUGUUAGAACAUAUGCCUUCUGUACUAAAUCAUACUUGUUUAUAUUGUGAGGAGGCCGUGGUUUUCCUGCCCACUCAAUUAUGUUCCACAUACCUUAACACCGUUAUAAAGUCUAAGAAGGGACACAAGCCUGCUUAGACUCUUAGUCCCUCUGAGCCGUCUACCUCUCAGGACUCUGCAUCCUGUGAGAUUACUACCCUUGCUACAUUAUCCACUCCACAUGCAGUUCUCCGUAGCACAUCUAAUCCUCCAUCCGGAGGGGGCCUUCUUCCUGCAGACUUUGCCACGCAGUAACAAACGGCGGUGUCUGCAGCCCUCAGUGCUUUACUUUGCUCUAACAAACGCAAGAGAAAGGUUAAACAUAGCUCUCCUGACCCGGAGUUAUCUAAAUAUUUAGCUAUUAUGUCCCAGUUAUCUGAUGAUGAGUUAACCUCUGUAGCUUCAGAGGGUGAGCUUUCUGGGUCGGAGUCCUUAGCGUCUAAGCCUGCUGCUGCAGAGGAACCGUCCUUCAGAUUUAAAAUUGAGCACUUGCAUUUUUUGUUAUUAAAAAGAGGUUCUGUCUACAUUUAGAGGCUCCAUUCCUAAGGUGGAUGGUGCUAUCUCUACGCUUGGUAAACGUAGUACUAUACCUCUUGGGGAUAGUUCUUCAUUCAGAGAGCCGAUGGAUAAGAAAAUGGAAACCUUUCUGAGAAAGUUGUUUCAACAUACAGGAUUUUUGUUUCAACCUGCAGUUGUUGGAGCAGCUACCUACUGGUGCGACUCUUUGUUAGAACUCAUUGAGGUGGAGUCUUGAGAAUAUACAAGGCAGAAUUAAAGCUCUGAGAAUUGCUAAUUCUUUUAUCUGUGAUGCGAACAUGCAAAUAAUUAGUCUAAAUGCAAAGGCUUAGCUGUACUAGCCCGCCGGGUGCUCUGGUUGAAGUCUUGGUCUAUGGAUAUGACUUUUAAGUCCAGACUCCUUUCUUUUCCCUUCAAGGAAAAGAUUUUAUUUGGUCCAGGCCUGGACUCCAUUAUUUCUACGGUUACUGGAGGCAAGGGUGCCUUCCUACCACAAGAUAAGAACAAGUCUAAGGGAUGACAUUCUUUUAAUUUUCGUUCUGACAAAUCCCAACGACAACAAUCCUUCUCCAAACCCGAGCAACCCAAGAGUACUUGAAAGCCGUCUCAGUCCUGGAAUAAAUCCAAGCAGAAUAAGAAGCCAGUUGAAAAUAAAUCGGCAUUAAGGGGCAGCCCCCGAUCCGGGAUCAUUUUUUUUUUUUUUUUAAGAUGCCUGGUUCAAGGACGUACAGGAUAUGUGGGUCCUGGAGGUGAUAUCUUAAGGAUACAAGAUAGGCUUCAAAUCUCAUACGCCAAGGGGCAGAUUCUUUCUCUUGAAUCUGUCUACCAGACCAGAAAAGAGGGAUGCCUUUCUAGGGUGCGUUCAGGAUCUAUCCUUAGGAGAUGUUGUCCCGGUGCCUAUCUAAGGAAGAGGUUUGGGGGUUUAUUCAACCCUUUCGUGGUCCCAAAGAAGGAGGGAACUUUCCGCCAAAUUCUGGACCUAAAGUGCUUAAACAAAUUUCAGUGUCUCUUCCUUCAAGAUGGAGACGAUAAGGUCCAUCUUUCCUUUAAUUCAGGAAGGCCUGUUUAUGACCACUAAAGAUCUGAAGGAUGCUUACCUCCAUGUUUCAAUCCACAGGGAACACUUUCAGUUCCUGAGGUUUGCAUUCCUAGACCAGCACUUCCAGUUCAUUGCCCUUCCGUUUGGCCUAGCUACUGCUCCAAGAAUCUUUAGGAAUGUUCUGGGGGCUCUUCUAGCCUUUGCCAGAACUCAGGGUAUUGCAGUAGCCUCAUACUUGGACGACAUUCUGGUGCAAGCACCAUCCUUUCGUCUUGCGGAAUAAUUCUCGGAGUCCCAUCUCAGUCUUCAAUCACAUGGAUGGAAGAUAAACUUGGAAAAGAGUUCUCUUAUCCCAAGUACCAGGGUGGAAUUCCUGGGUAUUAUAAUAUACUGCAUAACCAUGAGGAUAUUUCUAACAGACCAGAGACAUUGCAAGCUAACUUCAGCACAUUUUGCCCUCCUGACAACCUUGAGUCCCUCUGUGGCUCAGUGUAUGGAGGUGAUUGGUCUCGUGGUGUCCUGCAUGGACUUAUUUCCUUUUGCCAGGUUCCGUCUCAGUCCUUUACAACUGUGCAUGCUGAGGCAAUGGAACGGCGAUCAUUCAGAUCUGUCUCAAUAGAUUGUAUUAGAAAGCCGGUCGAGAGAAUCGCUCUCUUGGUGGCUCUGUCCAGAUAAUCUGUCCCGAGGGACAUGCUUCUUAAGACCAUCCUGGGAGAUUGUGACUACGGACGCAAGCCUAUCCAGAUAGGGAGCUGUUUGGGGUGCCACAGGGGUUGUGGACUCAGGAGGAGGAGCCCCUUCCGAUCAAUAUUUUAGAACUAAAUGCAAUUUUCAAGGCCUUGAAGGCUUGGCCACUUCUGGGUUCAGAUUCCAAUCAGACAAUAUAACCUUGGUGGCUUACAUCAAUCAUCAGGGGGGAACGAGGAGUUCCUUAGCAAUGAAGGACGUUUCUCAGAUUCUGGAGUGUGCUGAAGCCCACAGCUGUUUACUGUCAGCAAUCCACAUUCUGGGUGUGAACAACUGGGAGGUGGAUUUUCUCAGCAGGCAAUCCUUCCAUCCAGGGGAAUGGUCUCUCUAUCCCGAGGUGUGUGUUUGCAGAGGUAUACAGCAAGUGGGGACGCCGGAGAUAGAUCUCAUGGCAUCCCGUCUCAAUACCAAUCUACCCAGGUACGGGUCGAGGGAUCCCCAAGCGUAUCUAAUAGAUGCACUAGCAGUGCCCUGGAGGUUCAAACUUAUAUUUUUUUCCUCCAUUACCGCUUCUUCCUCGAGUGGUGGCUUGCAUUUAGCAGGAGCGGGUAUGAGUAAUUGCUCCAUCGUGGCCGUUAUGGACGUGGUUCGCAGAUCUAGUGGGGAUGUCCUCAUCUUCUCCGUGGAAGUUACCUUGUCGUAGAGACCUGCUGAUACAAGGUCCAUUUGUUCAUCAAAAUUUAGAUUCUCUGAGGCUGACUGCGUGGAGAUUGAACGCUUAGUCUUAGCCAAGAGAGGUUUCUCUGAGAGUGUCAUUGAUACUCUUAUUUAAGCUCGUAAACCAGUUAUUUGGCGUAUCUACUACAAGGUGUGGAGGACCUACUUAUUCUAGUGUAAAGAGCGUGGUUUUUCCUGGCACAGAGUUAAGGUUUACAGGAUCUUAUCUUUUCUCCAGGAUGAGCUGGAGAAGGGCCUUUCUGCUAGUUCACUGAGGGGACAUAUUUCGACCCUGUGCGUUUUAUUGCACAAGAGACUGGCUGAGCUUCCAGACGUUGAGUCCUUUGUUAAGGCUCUGAUUAAGAUCGACCUGUGUUUUAGAUCUGGGACUCCUCCUUGGAGCCUAAAUCUUGUUCUUAGGGUUUUGUGCAGAGUUUUUGAGAUCUCUGCUUCGCAAUGUGAGCCCCCUUAUCUGUUUUUUUUUAAUGCAGAAAAGGCAUUUUUACAUACUAAAUUAGGCUUUCUUCCUAAGGUUGUCAAAUCGCAACAUCAAUCAGGAGAUAGUGGUUCCUUCCUUGUGUCCUAAUCCUUCUCCAUCUAAGGAACGCUUACUUCACAAUUUAGAUGUGGUUCGCGCCUUGAAGUUCUAUCUUCAGACUACUAAGGAGUUUAGACAAUCUUCCUCUGUUGUCUUUUCAGGGAAGCGUAAAAGGAGCAGAAGGCUACUUCGACUUCCCUAUCUUUUUGGUUAAGGUGUGUCAUCCUCUUAGCUUACGGGACAUCAUCCUCCUGAGAGGAUAACGACUCAUUCCACUAGAGCAGUGGCUUCCUCUUGGACCUUUAAGAACGAGGCCUCGAUGGAUCAGAUUUGUAAGGCGGCUACCUGGUCCUCCUUACAUACUUUUUCAAAAUUUUACAAGUUUGAUGUUUUUGCUUCUGCUGAAGCAGCUUUCGUGAGAAAAGUUUUGCAGGCUGCGGUGCCCUCAGAAUAGGGUCCGCCUCUUCCUUUUUGUUCCCUCCCGUUAUUCAUUCAGUGUGCUCUGGAGCUUGGGUAUAGUUUUCCCAACAGUAAGGAAUGAAGCCGUGGACUCUCCCAAUGUUAGGAAGGAAAACAAUUUAUGCUUAUGAGAUCAAUUCCUUUCCUUCCGGAUAGGGAGAGUCCACGGCCCUCGCCCAUUUUUUCUUAUGGGUGGUCCCCUAUUUUAUUCUUCUGGCACCAUUUAUACCCUAAUGUUUCUCCUACUUUUCCUUGUUCCCUCUGCAGAAUGACUGGGGUAAUGAGGAAGUGGUAGAGAUAUUUAAAGGGACAGUCAACACCAGCAUUUUUGUUGUUUUAAAAGAUAGAUAAUCCCUUAAUUACCAAUUCCCCAGGUUUGCAUAACGAUCAGUUAUAAUUAUACACGUUUUACCUCUGUACUUACCUUGUAUCUAAGCCUCAGCAGACUGCCCCCUUAUUUCAGUUCUUUUGACAGACUUGCAUUUUACCCAAUCAGAGUUGUCUCCAUGGUAAAUUCACGAGCAUGAGCUCAAUGUUAUCUAUAUGAAACACAUGAACUAAUGACCUCUAGUGGUGGAAAACUUUCAAAAUGCAUUUAGAUUAGAGGCGGCCUUCAACGUCUAAGAAAUUAGCAUAUGAACCUCCUAGGUUUAGCUUUCAACUAAGAAUACCAAGAGAACAAAGCAAAAUUGGGAAAUAAAAGUAAAUUGAAAAGUUGUUUAAAAUGACAUGCCCCAUCUGAAUCAUGAAAAAAAAGUCUUUGCCUCCUCCUGGUGGCCAGGUGUUGUAUUUCCCAACAGUAAGGAAUGAAGCCGCGGACUCCCUAUCCGGAAGGAAAGGAAUUGAUCUGGUGAGCAUAAAUUAUGUUUUUAUUCCAUUCUCUUCAUAAUACCAAAGAAACUAGGUAUUUUUCAGUUUAUCACUGUCCUGAAGACUGAACAAAUUUCUGAAAGUGCCCACUUCUGCCUCCUCUUCCUAGCGAACUAGAGUGUACUUCCACAUGUGAAAAGCUUGUGGACUCUCACCAGCAUGAAAUAAAUUAUUUAUCAGGUAAGCAAAAAAAAGUUUUUAUGGGAGAGGGAUUUUCUUACCUUUUGGCAACAAUUCAUUGGUUACAAUUGUUUUGUUUUAUUGAAAUUUAACACUUGUAACCUAAGAAAGGUAUUUAGUGCCUUUUCCCAAAUUUAAUUUUUGAAAUAAUUCAACAUUAUAGGUCUAUAUUUGUUUUAAGAUACCUAAAUGAUUGUUGGAAAUAAUAAUAAAAGUAUAGCCCAUUUUUCAGGGGACGGUACAUGUACAUACCCAAAAUAGCAGUUCACUUCUAUUAUUACAGUGUUGACAUUUUAACUGUAGAAUGCUGAAGUUGUUUUGUUCUGAAUUUAUUAUAGUAAUUUUUCCCCAGGGAAAAAAUGUUUAUCUUUUUUUUUUGUGUGUGUGUUUUUUAUUUUUUUUAUUUUAUUAAAGUACUGUCCUGUUAAAUUGCCCGGAGUACAGUGCUUGAGUAGCUGCUAUAAAGAUUUUACCAAAUUAACAUCAAACAAAAGCAGAACGCAUUGUAUAUUGCAAUUAUUAUUUCUUUUAUGGGUAUAUGCUUUUCAUUUUUUUAAUAUUAAACCCAAGUAAUUAUGGACACAAAUGUUACAAUUGAGUUUUUACUGCAUCCCCAGUAUCUUAAGGUGAAGCUGCAGGUAUCUGCACCACUGGCGUCAUUGGUUGCUCUAUAAUCUAAUCUUCGCUGUACAUGCUGAUGUAUUAAAUAUAAUUUAUAAUAAAAAUGAAUGUGUUUGUAAUA